Messenger RNA from Prorocentrum cordatum, 2219 nucleotides. Lineage: Eukaryota; Dinophyceae; Prorocentrales; Prorocentraceae. The record is from the annotation of a GenBank genome assembly.
CCAUUCAGCGGCACCGUAGCGGGUUUUUAUUAACGGGUACUUUGGAGAUUUGCCGAAAGUUGCCACUUUUGAGCCUCUUUCUGGCAUUGCAGCGUUGCCCACAUCGGGGAGAUGUGGGUUCGCCGGGUCACGAGCCAAAGUACCCACUAAUGGAAUGCCCGUCAGAGGGGCGCUGAGCCAUGAUUUCAGGGGAUGUCAGGGCAGCGGCGCCAGCCCGUGACCGCAUCGGCCCGAGCGCCGCCAGGGGGCGGCCCGCGGGGAGCUCGGCCGCAACAGGGCCGCCGCCGCGGCACCGCCCGCAGCGCGGCACGGGCUCCGCCCGCGAUAGCUGGUGCCGCGCGAGAGCUGUGCGCGGUAGCGCCGCCGCCGCGGCGAUGGCCUCGCCGGGCCGCCGCGUGGCCGGUGUCACCGCCCAGAUAGAGGCGAAGAUCAGUCGGCAGGCCAGCAGCAGCAGCGACAUCGCGGCGCCUGGGCGGCCGCGAGGACGCGGGCUCGAGGCCGGCGGCGGCGGCACCGCCGGCGAGGCACGGACGCCGUCGCGGCGGACCGCGAGCGCUGGCCAGGUGGACGGGGCCACCGCCGUGGCGUUGGAGGCAGAGCCCUUUCCGCGGCGGACCAUCAGCAUGGGUGGGACGGACAUGUGCCCCGACGCCGCCCUGGGAGCCGCGCGGCAGAGGCACGCGGCCUGCCUGGAUGCCCUCAAACGCCGGCAGGCGGGCUCGAGGAAGCAGAUGGAGCAGUUCCUGCGCUCUCAGACGGAGGCCGUGCAGACUCUGCGGCAGGCCAAGCUGGACAGCGGUGGCUCGGGCGCUUCGACCCCCACCUCGGGCAUGCGGCGCGGCCUGACGGAGUCGUCCCUUGCGCUGGCCAUGCCGGACCAGCUGUCGCGCAAGUCGAGCUGGGCGCAGCUCCACGAGGGAGACUCGAUGUUCGUCGCCAUGAGCGGGCUGGCCGAGCUCCAGCACGAGAUGGCGCAGGAGGUCUCAGAGCUGCGUCGGGCAGUGGUGGUGCAGGCCUCGCAGAUGCAGCGCCUGGCAGCCGUGGCCGAGGUGCCCGAGGGCGUCUGCCGUGGCAGGGUGCGCUUCUUGGCGGCUUUCCUGCUGGGGCUGACGGUCCCCUGGCUCGCCGGAGUCUGGAGCGGCAGGGGUGGCCUCAGGCUACGCACGCGCACGCGGAGCGACGGCAGCGGCUACAAGGACGACGGCGAUGGAGCUGCGCCCGUUGCGGCAACAAGUACGAGGAUCGCUACGAGGAUUCGGAGAAGAAGAAGAAGAAGAAGAAACGGCACAAGCAUAAACCUUGGGAGAAUUCUGCGCGGAGUUCUUGGAUCUGCGCCGGACCCCCCUGGGCGGCGCCCUGCGACGCCGCCCCUGGCUUGCUCCGCGCGCCAGGAAAUCUGCAGGCACCUCCAAAGCCUUAUGUUUGUGUCUUUUCUUGCUCCGAGGAAGUGGGCCUUCAAGGCCCAGCUCGGCGCUGCCCAUGCGUCUCUUGCCAGGACAAAAAUGCCGUGCCCCGUGGCCCUGAUCCGAUCGGCAUUUCUCCGUGGCCCUGGGGGAAGGCGCCGCGCAGCUGCGACAGACCCAGGCUGUGGGCGAGCUGCGUGAUGUGCAUACCGCGCGGGGGCGCGCCUCACAGCCGCCGCCCAUUGUAAGGGCGAGGGCGCGCUUGCAUCCUCGCCUCGUCUGCCCAUGCUCGUCCAACUUCGCGGGCCGCUCAUGGAAGGCACGCGAGGGGCGCCAGGGGGUGGGGGCGCGGCUCCGACACGCCCGCGUGCAGCCAGAGACGCCAGAGGGCAUUGCACUCCUGCCUGGCAUCCUCACAGUGCGCGGCGACUGCACCGCCCUCUCUCUCUCUGGCCCCUCCAUCCUCCCGCUUGGCGGAGGAGGCAGGACCUAGGCCUGCCGGCCCUCCUCUGGGCCCCAGCAGCGCUGGAGCGCUGGACACGAGCCGCUGCAGAGUCGACUGCGCGUACGAGUGACCAUUCGAUCACUUCUGCAUGUAGGCGAGAGAGGCACCAGACAGGCUGCGCUUGUUGGACUCAGGGGCCGUCUCCGUUCGCAGGGGGCGAGGGCCAUCGCGCCCGAGCCGUGUCAGGGCAGCCCCGGUCGCGGACCUUCGGGCUUGUCCCCCACGAUCUCUGAAUUCGGGGCAGCGUCUUUUUUGAAAAACGCGGUGCAGCACAGACCAUCCGCACGGAUUGCGAGCGUGGCUAGAAACAG